AUGUCCAAUAAUGACGAUCUUGCAUCAGCUGCCGUUGGCCAAGACGACCACUCGAAUCUUGUGGAGCGGCUCUGGCAGCACCUUGACGGUGCAGCGGCUGAAGACUUGACGCUGGCAUCGCAGCGCGCGCUCACCGGGGAGGACGGGAGCCGUAUCGGCAGGGUCGCUUCGGAGAUUCUGGGAAAAAGUUCGUUGCCACCGGAGUACAUGCAACGAACGCUCGCAAAUUUUGUUGACACAAUCUAUCUAUCCCAACGACGCAAGCGACCUAGGCGCAUCAGAGUCGUACGGCCCAAGAUAGCACGCUCUUCUGGCGCAAACGAAACGCCAGCGCCCGCUAUGGCCCGAGCGAGCGCCGGCACCAGCUGGCGCAUACGUCGACCACAGAACCCCGAGACAGUUGGCGUACCAGCGAUGCUCGAGAGCGAUGUUGAUCUUGACGGAAAGGGCUCCGCGCCUCUGAAUGCUGACCGCUCUGUUGCCAACGCGCGACAAUCCCGAAACUACCGCUUGCAAGUCCUCCGAAGACGACGUCAGUCCGAGAGCGGAAGUAUGAGGAAGAACAGGCAACCUGCACCAACUCGGGCCCAGAAUCCGAACAACCACGACAACUGUGCAUCCAAGCGCAUUGAUCCAGAGGAAUCUGCAAAGACGCGUUGGACCCCAAAAUACGCCGUAUCAAACUUAGCUGCUUGUCUGCGCACGCUGCACUCUAUCUUGAGUGAGAGCGACUCCAGCCAGAGUCCUCUUCCGGACUUGUCUCCGCCGGACGCUGCACUAAGUUUUGAGAGCUCGACAGAUUCCAGCAUAGUGUCUGGUACUUUGCAGAGUGCUGUGGAAAUCGAGUCUGUGACUCUAAUGGACACCGAUCGCUGGGAUGGGUAUACGGCCCGUGCCAUGAUGCCGCAUCGCGAUCCGAUUGGAGAAUUCGAAUGCAGCCGCGACGCGAAGGAUUCAUCGAGCUGUCGUCGAUCGCAGCACUCAUCAUCGCCAUUGCCGGUUCUAUCUGCGCAGGUUUCACCGGUAACCGUAGAUUCAACGGACUGGAGCAGUUCACAGUCGAAGAGGCAGCUGUCGCGGUGCAAUUUAGCGAUCGCGCUCGACGCGGUAUGCGAAUCCAAGGCGAGAAGCGAAUGUUUCACGCAUGCAGGCAGACGGAAAGCACCACAAUCAGCAAAGAAUCGGAGCGGAGCAGAGAACUGCAUCGCUUCAGGGCAAGUGUUGACUGCUCGCUCUCGUCUGCAGGCCCGACUGAAGAACAGGCGGACCUCCAAGGCAUCGUACUGA
Cyanidioschyzon merolae strain 10D is the source of this 1287-nucleotide messenger RNA. RefSeq lists its product as hypothetical. Bases 1 to 1287 code for a protein of 428 amino acids. The transcript has a single exon. Lineage: Eukaryota; Rhodophyta; Bangiophyceae; Cyanidiales; Cyanidiaceae. The record is from RefSeq and is a predicted model, not a curated record.